AUGAUAGUACCAGAUGAUUCAUUUAUUAGCGAUGACGAAGAAGAAUAUUGUCCAUUAUGUGUUGAAGAGAUGGAUAUCUCAGACAAAAACUUCAAGCCAUGUCCUUGUGGAUAUCAAAUAUGUCAGUUCUGUUAUAACAAUAUCAGACUGAAUCCCGAAUUAAAUGGAAGAUGUCCUGGAUGUAGAAGAUUGUAUGAUGAUGAAAGUGUUGAAUAUAAGACGAUUAGUCCAGAAGAAUACAAGAUCCAACAAGCUAAAAAAGAAAAGAGGGAACGUGAGAAGAAACAACGUGAAAAGGAAAAGAAGGAACUGGAUAUGGCUAAUAAGAAACAUUUGGCAGGUUUGAGAGUAGUUCAAAAAAAUUUGGUUUAUGUUACUGGAUUGAAUCCACCUUGUAACCCAGAUGAAUUGCAUUCUGUAUUAAGAUCAGACAAGUACUUUGGUCAAUAUGGUAAAAUUAACAAAAUUGUCAUUAACAAAAAGAACCCAAAUCCUCUGAAUUCAGGCAGUCAUCAUCACCAAAACCCUGGUUUGGUUGUUUAUGUCACUUUUGCUAGAAAGGAAGAUGCAUUAAAUUGUAUAACCGAACUUGAUGGAUCAUUGUGUGACGGAAGAGUAUUGAGAGCAGCACAUGGUACUACCAAGUAUUGUUCUUCUUAUUUACGUGGCCAUCCAUGUCCAAAUCCAAAUUGUAUGUUUUUACAUGAACCAGGGGAAGAAGCAGACUCAUUUACUAGAAAGGAUUUGUCUACUCAACAAGGUAUCAAGAUGGGUAUGACAUCUAGAGCACAUACCACCUCAUUUGGAGAAGAUACGUAUAUUCCUAAUCAUCAACUUAGUCAAAUGACUGAUGAGGAUUUACAGCAAUAUCAACAACAGCAUGGACAUCACAAUAUUCACCACCCAUCCUCACACCAACAUCUUCAUAAUGAUUUGAGUAAGGAACAUUUACCAGCCACUGCACAUUGGGCAAAUGUUAAUGGACAAGUUUCUGGAAAUAACUCACCUGGUGUAAAUAAUAAUGUCCCCUUAGCCAACUCCGCCGCGUUUCCGACAUUGGGUGAAAUUGCUCGUGAAAAGCAACAACAGCAACAACAGCAACAACGUAAAGAACCUAAGUCAAGAGUCUCAAGUACUAAGUUAUCCAAAAUUACCAGUGCUGUUUCGGCUGAUGAUGUUGAUUUGAAUGACAAUUCCGUCAUUCCAUUUAUUGAGCUGAUUGUAGCAGAAAUCAAAUCAUUAGACGAAAUCAAGAAUGUCAAAUUUAAGUCAUUAAGUGAUGACAAACCAUUACCUUUAUUUGAAUUUGGUGGAGGUUUUACUGAUUCGACAAAACCAGAUGAUGAAAAAUUGUUGGCACGUCAAGUUAUUGAAAAGUAUUUAUUGAGACCAGUUAAGAAUUAUCAUUUGGCAUAUCCAAAUCAUCCAAUUAUGCAACAACAAGCAUUAGUACAACGUCAACAACAGCAGCAACAGCAGCAGCAGCAACAACAACAACAACAAGGUACUCCAGUUGCUCCAAAUUCUCAAUUACAAGACAAAACAGAUGAACAACACUUGUUAUUACGCCAAUUACAGCAGCAACAACAAUUACAACAAUUACAACAACAGCAGCAGCAGCAGCAAUUGAAUCAAUUAAACAUGAUCAAAACUGGUGAUCGUGUCAAUACAUCUACCCCACCACCACCUGGAUUAUUCGCUGGUAGAACCCCAACUACACAAAAUGACGUCCCAUUGACUGGUGCUGCAGCUGCUACUCCACAACGUACUUCAUCACAAUUGUUAACCCAAUUAAUGAGUAAGAAAUGA
Molecule: messenger RNA, 1809 nt
Organism: Lodderomyces orthopsilosis Co 90-125
Lineage: Eukaryota; Fungi; Ascomycota; Pichiomycetes; Serinales; Debaryomycetaceae
Gene: NOT4
Product: CCR4-NOT core ubiquitin-protein ligase subunit
Exons: 2
Coding region: 1-1809 (602 amino acids)
Biological process (GO): protein ubiquitination
Cellular component (GO): CCR4-NOT complex
Molecular function (GO): ubiquitin-protein transferase activity; metal ion binding; RNA binding
Source: RefSeq, a predicted model, not a curated record